AGUAACCAGUACUUGCUACUGCCUGGCAGGAAGAAGUGUUGAUCUGGCCUGUAGUUCAAUCUGUUUUCAUAGUUCAAACUAGGUCAGCCAAAUGUGACCACUCCCCCUUAAUAGCUAGCAUAUUGCUAGAAUAAAAUAUCCCAUGGCCAGACAACAGCCUGAGCAGCCAAAGGGCCCUGACAGGUGUCUGGAGACAGCUUGGAAAGCCUUUCCAAACCCCUGACGGAUUUGUUCUGAAAGCUGGACCUGAUACCACUGUGCCAAACAUGGAGUUUGAAGACUACACUGCCUACAAUAACCUGUCUGAUGAGGAGCUCUUACAGCUAGCCAUCGAAAGAAGUCUAACUGAGCAAUUCCUUGAGGGCCGUUACAUUCAUCCCCCUCCUGAUGCGCCAAGGACACCGUGUCCAAGUCCAAGUCUACGCCCCUCUUUUAAACAUGACCUCUUCACUGAGAUGCAGUUAAUGAUCCGCGACCAGGAUGAAGGAGCUUUGUUGGCUUUUGUAAAGGAAAACUCAGGCAGCUCGACGGCCACCAAUACUGACGGCUGGACCGCUCUCCAUGAAGCCGCUUACUUUGGCGUGCUGGGAUGCGUCAUGAUCCUGAUAGAAAGGUUUCCUGACAUGGUGAACAGAUGUAGCCCCAUAAACCAGACCGCCCUUCUCCUGGCUGCAUACCGAGGACAUGUCUCCUGUGUUGAGUAUCUCCUGGAGCAUGGCGCCGACCCCAACAUCUGCAACAAGGAACGAGAGGGUCCGCUGUUCAGAGCAUGUGAAAAUAAAAGCCUGCGCAUGGUGGAGCUCCUUCUGAGGUGUGGAGCGUCAGUGAACAAGACCGACAACCAGGGAGCAACGCCCUUCCAUGAAGCCGUCAGAACCGACCAGCUGGAGGUCUGUGAGAUCUUGUUCCAGGCCGGAGCUAAGAUCUCUACCUUCAAUAUCUACGGGAAUCGGCCGUUCUUCACCGCCGCACAGGGUGGAUGUUCCAAUGUCUUGGGCUUCCUACUGGCUAAAGGUGCGGAUAUUAAUAAACAGGCUAGAGAUGGAGCGACUCCUCUGUACGAAGCAUGCAAGAACGACCACCUCUGCACGGUGGAGAUUCUUCUGUCACAUAAGGCAGACGUAAACCUGCCCACAAAGUCUGGCCUCCUACCCAUCCACCAAGCCACGCAGAGGGCAAACAAACAGAUGGUCUCCAUGCUGCUUCCUCUGACCAGCAAGAAGAUGGUGAGCAGCAGCGGUAUCAGCCCGCUGCACCUCGCCGCCGAGGAUGGCCUGGAUGACAUCCUGGAGCUGCUGAUCCGAGACGGCUACGACGUCAACAGCCAGCUGUCCAGGGAGCACCGGCUGAUGUACGAGGACCACCGCAGCACGGCGCUGUACUUUUCCGUCUGCGACGACAACCUGGAGGCCGCCACCAUUCUCCUGGAGGCCGGUGCCGACCCCAACCUGGACUUCUUCAACCCUCUCCUGAUUGCCGUCCAGAAGGGAAACGCUGAAUUAGUGGAGCUGCUGUUGAUGUACGGAGCAGACGUCCACGCCAGCCUCUCCACACAUAAACUGGGCUUCCCGUCGGCCGUGCUGCUGGCCAUGAAUAGCAUCAACGUGCUGAAGCUCCUGUUGGACCACGGCUGCGACGUCCACCCCUGCUUUGACUGUGACUAUGGCAGCAAGGCCCAUCCAUACUUCGCCCCGCUGUGGGAGGCACACGAACUGCAAUACAGGAGAGAGUCUCCAACUGAACACUCUGUCGAUUUUUGUGAAGCCAUCUCUAAGUAUUCCAUUAAGGAGCCCGGUCCGCUCAUCUCCCUGCUCCUGGAUUAUGUUGGCCACAUCAAACUGUGCUCCCGGUUGCUGGAGAUCCUAGACGGCUGCAACGACAGGAAGCACAUCAAAAGCAAGGCAGUACCACCGCAUCCCCUGAUGCAGCUGUGCAGACUGAGAAUCCGGAAGAUUCUGGGAGCCAAACGACUUAAAACAGUCAAUGUUCUACCGCUGCCAAAUAUACUACUGCGUUUUCUCUGGUACGACGUGGAGUGCAUUUCAUAUCGAGGAUCCAACAUGGCGUUGGUCAGUGCCUCAGUCUCCCAGGCCAGCAACUCCGGCCUGGCCUUGGAGGACUACUCCAUCUACAAUCAGCUGUCCGAUGACGAACUCCUUGCGCUCGCCAUCGAACGCAGUCUAACCAACAGCCCCAGUCUAUCCGGCAACCAGAAUCAACCUGGCAACCAGAGUUCGGCUUCAAGGGGAGAAACAAGUGGAGGUCUUUCAAGUCUUCGAACUGGUCAGCCUAACGGACCGAACCGUGCAAACCCUCCCCAAAACCAGCCACCUGAGGGCGCUGCCGCGCAGUACAGUUCCCACAAUCCCCCAGCGGACAAAUUAUUCAAUCCGAAGAACUUUUCUGGCACGGUGAGCCACUUCAUCACAGGCCAAGGCAAGCGCAUGGUUGCGUACCGCAAGCACGACGGGGCACUGGUCCACGUCUGCCCCGAGCCAGAGGAGGAGGAUGGGCCUCUGUUCGCAGCCAUCAAGAAAGGAGAUGUACGCCAGGUGAGGGCGCUAGUGGGCCAGGAACACAGCCAGAUGUCCAGUAAACCCGGCUGGAUGGCCAUUCACGAGGCUGCCCGCCACGGACAGGAGGCCUGCCUCAACGUACUGCUGACAGGAAAAGGACAAGGGAUGAUCAACAUGCGAACUGCGCAGGACCAGACUGCGCUUCUUCUGGCAGUCAGCUACACCCAUGCGGCCUGUGCCAGGCUGCUGCUGGAGAGAGGAGCUGACACGGAACUCAUGAAUAAAGACAGGGAGACUCCCCUUUACAAAGCUUGCGAGGAAGACAACGCGGAGAUCGUGGCGAUGCUCCUGAACCACGGGGCGUCGGUGAACGUCCACUGCAACCAGGGCUGGACGCCGCUGCAGGAGGCCGUGUGUCGCAACAACGUGGAGAUCUGUGAGAUGCUGGUGCAGGCCGGUGCCAGGCUCACCCCAGCCAACGUCUACGGCAUCUCCCCGCUCUUCACCGCGGCCCAGAGCGGGCAGGUUGCAACGCUCCGGUUUCUUAUUAAACAAGGUGCGGAUGUUGACAGCCAGGCAACAGAUGGCGCCACCGCGCUGUACGAAGCGACCAAAAAUGGACACGCGAAGAUCGUUGAGCUGCUCCUCUCGCAGAAGGCCGACGCCAACAAGGCCAGCAAGAGAGGAUUACUGCCUCUGCACAUCGCUGCCCAGAAUGGGGAUGACAUCCUGGUGCCCAUGCUGAUCCCGGCCACUACCAAGGCGCGUAUCCGGCGCGCCGGCAUCAGUCCUCUGCACGUGGCGGCCGAAUACAACAUGGACGACGUGCUGGAGCUCCUGAUCCAGGCCGACUUCGACGUCAACGCACAGCUGUCCCACGAGCACUCCAAGCUGUACGAGGACCACCGCACCACCGCGCUCUACUUCUCCGUGGCCAACAACAACGUGGACGCGGUGCGGAUGCUGCUGGAGGCGGGCGCCGACCCCAACCUGGACCUGUUCAACCCCCUGCUGGUCGCGGUGCGCGGCGGCUGCAUGGAGACGGUCACCCUGCUGGUGGAGCACGGCGCCGACGUCAACGCCUACCUGGCCACCCACCCCACCACCUUCCCGGCCACCGUGCUCUUCGCCAUGAAGUACCUCUCCAUGCUGAAGUACAUCCUGGACAGCGGCUGUGACGCGCUGGCGUGUUUCCGCUGCGUGCACGGCAGCAGCCCCCACCCCCCCAUGAAGCUCAACCACUUUGAGCGGGAUGAGAUGAGAUACACGGAGCUCAACAUGACUGAACUUACGGCUCGCCACUGUGUUCAGUUCUGCGAGAUGGUGUCCAUCCCAAGCAUGUGUCGCUGGGCCGGCCCCAUCAUAGACGUCUUGUUGGACUACGUGGGCCGUGUGAAGCUGUGCAGCCGCCUGCAGGAGCACCUCGACAGCUAUCCAGACUGGCAUCCAAUCAAAGUCAGAGCCACCACAACUCCUCCACUGAUGCAGAUGUGCAGACUGAGGAUCCGGCAGGUUGUUGGAGUUCAGCGCCUGAGGAGGCUGAAGACCCUGCCUCUCCCUGGGUCCCUCCUCCGAUUCCUGGUGUACAAGGAGGCAAGCAUUGACUUUGAAUAACCCAGAGGUUCUACAUUAACUUGAAGCACUACUGUGAGUGACGUGGCGAACCACUGAAGCAGGAUACAAAUGGAAACAUGCUUUGGCCCAUUUCCUCAAGCAUCCCUCCUUUUGCUACUUCAUUAAUCUAAAAACAAGGGUU
Molecule: messenger RNA, 4272 nt
Organism: Gadus morhua (Atlantic cod)
Lineage: Eukaryota; Metazoa; Chordata; Actinopteri; Gadiformes; Gadidae
Exons: 20
Coding region: 267-4130 (1287 amino acids)
Biological process (GO): intracellular signal transduction
Molecular function (GO): protein binding
Source: RefSeq, a predicted model, not a curated record